CGGGGCUCAUGUUACACCUGAGGUGGUAACUACCCAUGGAGCUCCGCCACACGGGCGGUAUCCGAACCGGGUUCAUGUACCUGCGCUGCUGGUCUCGGGGCAGCCCUUGAUCGGUGACGCGGGCCGGUGUGGGUUCAGUGCGUGUGUUACAUGUGUGUGGAUGAACGGGCGAAGGGCUGGAUAUUCCUUAUAGGACGGCAGUGACACCGUGUCCGACACAGCUCCGCUGGGCGCUGGACGCGGCUCCUACACGGAGACACGAAUAAACGGUCAUCACAAUCAAGUGCACAACAUAGAAACAGACGGUUCCAAACGAGGGAACCGAUCACUGAAAGCGAUGGAAGACGCUGGAAGCCAAUGAAAAAACGACCGGUGUUUUUGACCCGGAGUUUGCUGUUCAUAGUUACAACAGCUUUCAGCUGUUUAGAUCGUGUCAGUUGGAUAAAGGUUUUAUGUCAGCGCUUCACCAUGUCUUCUGGAAACACCUUAGAUGAUGAGGAUACUUUUAAGAUCCUCAUUGCGACAGACAUUCAUCUGGGCUAUCUUGAGAAAGAUGCCAUUCGUGGCAAUGACUCUUACAACACUUUUGAUGAGAUCCUGAAGCAUGCACAAACAAAUGAGGUUGACUUCAUCUUGCUUGGAGGAGAUUUGUUCCAUGAGAACAAACCAACUCGCCGGUGCCUCCACACCUGCAUCACCAUGCUGAGGAAAUACUGCAUGGGAGAUACACCUAUUGCCUUCAACAUACUCAGUGACCAGACAGUGAAUUUCAACACCACCCAGUUUCCCUGGGUUAAUUAUCAGGACCAAAACCUCAAUAUCUCCAUUCCUGUGUUUAGCAUUCAUGGUAACCAUGAUGACCCAACCGGGGCUGAAGGACUGUGUGCGUUGGAUCUACUUCACGCCUCAGGUCUCGUCAAUCACUUUGGUCACUCUCAGUCAGUGGAGAGGAUCGAGAUAAGCCCUGUUCUUUUGCAGAAGGGUAGCACCAAACUGGCCUUAUAUGGUCUUGGUUCUAUCCCUGAUGAACGACUUUAUAGAAUGUUUGUCAACAACCAAGUGACAAUGCUUCGACCCAAAGAAGACCAGGACCAGUGGUUCAACCUCUUCACCAUUCACCAGAACAGGAGCAAGCAUGGUCCCACAAACUACAUCCCUGAGCAAUUUCUGGAUGAAUUUCUGGACCUGGUCGUCUGGGGUCAUGAGCACGAGUGUCUGAUCGCACCCUCCAGAAAUGAGCAGCAACUCUUCUACGUCACGCAGCCUGGCAGCUCUGUAGCCACGUCGCUGUCUCCUGGAGAGGCGGCCAAGAAGCACGUGGGGUUGCUGAGAGUCAAAGGUCGCAAAAUGAAUCUCCAAAAGAUUCCCCUCAACACAGUGCGUCAGUUCCUCAUUGAGGACAUCGUUCUGGCUGAUUACCAAGAUCUUUUCUCACCAGAAACGCCGAAUGUGACAAAAAAAGUUGAAAGUUUCUGCCACGCAAAGGUGGAUGAGAUGUUGCAAGAAGCAGAACGGGAACGACUUGGCUGUCCACUCACGCCAGAGAAACCUCUGAUCCGCCUCAGGGUGGACUACAGCGGUGGAUUUGAGACGUUCAACACGUCCCGCUUCAGUCAGAAGUUUGUGGACCGCGUUGCAAACCCGAAAGACAUCAUUCACUUUCUCAGAAGUCGAGAACAGAAAGCUGAUAACAAAGAUGACGUUCAUGUGGAUUACAGCAAGUUGGUGAAGACCUCAGCAGUAGAGGGGCUGAGAGUGGAAGACAUGGUCAAGAAGUACUUUGAGGCAGCUGAACAGAAAGUCCAGCUCUCCCUGCUGACGGAGCAUGGAAUGGGAAAGGCCAUACAGGAGUUUGUAGACAAGGAUGAGAAAGAUGCCAUCGAAGAGCUGAUCACGUAUCAACUGGAGAAAACGCAGCGCCACCUACAGAGCAGGGCAGUACUCACAGAGCAAGAGAUUGACACAGAGGUGAAAAAGCUCAAGGACUCCAAGAAGAACACAGCCGAGGAAGAUGAUGAAAUAAAAGAGGCGAUCAACAGAGCCAAAGCUCACAGAUCACAGCGUGGUGAUGACGCUGUAGACAUGGACUUAUCUGAUGAGCUGCAGAAUGUUGCGGAGGAUUCUGACGAGGGUCCCUCGUACGCUCCUCCGACCAAAGGGAGAGGCAGAGGAAGCAGAGGGCGGGGAAGUCGAGGCCGAGGGAGAGGUGCAUCUGAACCAAAGCCCUCCGGUCGAGGCAGAGCCACAAAAGCGCCAUUGAAAACCCAAAGCAGGAGUAUCAUGCAAGCAUUUCAGGCUCCCUCCCAGACAACUUCUCGGCCUGGGGCAAGGUCCUUCGUAGAGGACGAGAUCUCCAUCGAAGACUCCGACGAUGACUUUCCGCUGAUGACAUCCACCAGGAAACCCCAGAAGACGCCGGCAUCAUUCUCCAGGCCGAGCCAGAGCCAAAGCCAGUCGUCAAGAGGAGUCGCAUUUGACGACAGUGAUGAAGAGGAUAAUCCGUUCAAGAGCCGCAGUGGGAGGAGAUGACUCCAACGCUUUGCUUGUGAGGUUCAUUAUUAUUAUUGUCAAGUACAGCUGCUAUUCCCAGUGAGGCAGUGAGCAGGAGGAGUGUUGUUUGAAGAACUACAGGUUUUUUCACUAAUCUUUGAUCAUAGCGACGGUUCAUAGUAGAGGCAUGAACUCAUAAUAGCUUCAUAUGUCUCGUUCAAGUGUUCAGCUAAAUAAUGAAGCGCUCGCAGCAACAUGGUGUGUGCCUUUCUUCAUUGUACUGUGUGACACUACGCUCCCCAGAAAUAAAAACAACCUUUUCAUAUAUGCACUAUUUUCUGAGCCACAAUAAAUUCAAAUGUCAAUGGUG
Molecule: messenger RNA, 2860 nt
Organism: Synchiropus splendidus (mandarinfish)
Lineage: Eukaryota; Metazoa; Chordata; Actinopteri; Syngnathiformes; Callionymidae
Gene: mre11a
Product: MRE11 homolog A, double strand break repair nuclease
Exons: 20
Coding region: 358-2529 (723 amino acids)
Biological process (GO): mitotic intra-S DNA damage checkpoint signaling; meiotic DNA double-strand break formation; double-strand break repair via homologous recombination
Cellular component (GO): Mre11 complex; nucleus
Molecular function (GO): manganese ion binding; 3'-5'-DNA exonuclease activity; DNA endonuclease activity
Source: RefSeq, a predicted model, not a curated record